CAUUGUUUUCGGACGGUUUUUGGUCGGAAAUAGGGGUUCAUUUUGCGUUUUUUCGUUCGCGGACUUCGUUCGCGAGUUGCUCGUAACGAUCGAUUUUGACGUCAAACGCGAUUAAAAAUGAAAAAACUAAAUGGUUCGUUCGGUUUCAGGUAGUGAAAGGAAGAUCUCCUGCAAUUUUCGGCAAGUUUCACUGUUCGGUUUGCGAGUUUUGGACGAAAAGGUAAUUCCCCAUAGACUCUUUAACAAAAUUGGAUCAGAUCUGAUCCAAGUGCAUCUUUUGAAAUUUUUCAGUUUUCAAUUGAGAAUGGCGGGUUUUGCGAUGUCCGUGCUGUUGGUGCUGUUGGUGGUGCAUCCUGAUGCGUCAUCCGGCAGAAUGGCAAGUUUCGCGGUGUCCGUGUUGUUGGUGCUGCUGGUGGUGCAUCCUGAUGCGUCAUCCGGCAGGUGUCACGUCCAAGAUGGCCGCCUUCAUUGCUCUGAGGCGUGCGACGCGGACGCGGUUCGCGCUUCCGAGUUCGACGGGAGGAUCGUCCUGACGGGUCACGUUCUGGACUUUGGGUGUCUGGACUUCUUCGGGAUCAAGAAGGUAGAAUUGCUGAGUCCCACUAGAUGUGAGGGCAAUUUUCGUCCGUCGUUGGUGGAUCCGGUGGAUUUUUGUGUGACCGGACGGGUUACGGUGGAUCUUCAAACUUCUUCACCAUAUUUGGCAUCCGUCCCGAGCUCUUCGACGAGAAUUCCGGUGGCUCCGGAGAGACCGGUGAUCCUGACGACGGCUAUUUUUCCUACUUCCUUGUCGACGGAGGCGACAUCUGCCGUCACUCGUGGUGGUGUCGUGAAUCCACAAGAUUCUAGCACGGAUUCAUCCGUGAGUGUUCGAUUGCUGACGACGCAUAUUGUUCCUGAAACGACAAAACAAACUACGCCGGCUCCUACGACAAGCAAGCCUUCUAUCAUCGUUUCGGUGCUGAAAAAUCUUCCGGAAACCCGAAUUCACUCUGGAGAACAUGCCAACGUCACAUUAAUGGUAGUGGAGGGAAAAGCGGUCUUGGACGCGGAAUUCGCUACCAAACUCUUUUCUAAUUGGGCCAUUGGGCUAAUUAGUGGUCUUGGCGUGACGGUAUUUGGUUUGGCUGCUGGGUGGAUGGCCUGGUGUUUGAGAAAAAAG
Molecule: messenger RNA, 1162 nt
Organism: Notodromas monacha
Lineage: Eukaryota; Metazoa; Arthropoda; Ostracoda; Podocopida; Cyprididae
Source: the annotation of a GenBank genome assembly